AUGAGCCAUGACCCCAGUGCCAGCCCUGUGGAGAGCACCCGCGAACCCAAACUCAUAAGGGUGACUUUGAAAGGCCCAGGGAAAGCACAGGACUGCCAGGUCAACGAGAAGAGCACCGUUGCGGAGCUCAAGAACGAGGCCGCCCGCCAUUUCUUGCUCGGCAAGGAGCAGGUGCUUCUGAUAUUUGCGGGGAAAAUAUUGAAAGACCAAGAAAGUCUUCUCCAGCACGGCAUCCAAAGUGGAGACAUGGUUCAUGUGGUGGUGAAAAGGCUGGAGCUCAGACCCAACCACGCCUUGCCAACACGCUCAGUGGCACCAGGCUACAGUAGCACUCCUGGCACGGCUGCUGGUGCCUCCGAGUCUGCUGGAGGGGCUACCUUGCGGCCGUUGCUGAGGCGCAUCCGGAGAGACCUGCUGACCCUGCUAGACAUCUUCAGUGAGAUGCCUCAGCACUUCCAGCAUCACCCAGAGCUCAUGUUCCAGGUGGUGCAGAGCUCCACCGUCCAGGGCUUGCUCUCCAAGGAGACCAAUCCUCUCACUGUCGCCUUCAUCCUGGGAGUCUCCAGCCUGGUCAGCCUGAGAACAAUGCAGUCAAGAGCCGAGAAAGAGGAGGAGUUUAGUGACAAGGUGGUGGCCGAGGCUCUGGAGGAACCUGUCAUCCAGAACAUCCUCGCCAACACAAAGGAGAUGGCCCAGUUCUUGUCAGAGAACCCAGAGCUGAAAACAUUUGCUCAAGAGACGCCGCAGUUUGGCCGGCUGUUGAGCCUCAGUGGCUUAACUAAGAUAAUGGCCAUCUAUAAGAAGCUUCCACAACUGGUGGGCACCAUCGCUACACCGGACAUGAGCCUUGAAGCGGACAUGCUGGAUGAUCUGCAGUCCUUCCGCCAGUUGUUUGUGGACAUCCGCCAAGUCCUCUCUGGUCCAGAGGUCCAGGAUGAACUUGAGGAAAGGAUGCUGAGGCACACUAUCGAAACCAGCCCUUCCUUAAUCCAACUUGCUAAAGAAAAUGCCAGGAUUGGCCACCUGCUGAGCAAUCCGAAGGUCGUGGGAGAAAUAAUCCGGUACAUCCAAAAGCCGGAAGUCAAGCAGGAAAUGGACAGGCAUUGUGAUCGGAUCCUGAGCAACAUGGAAAGUUUCCCGGGAGGCUAUAACAUCUUGCAACGCGUGUAUAAGGAGAUGGAGGAGCCCAUCUGGAGCGUGAUGGAACAACAGCACCAAAAUCCUUUUGCUACACCGGGUGGGAGUCCAGCUUCGAAUCAGGCCAUUCUUCCCCCCAGGAUAGAGAACCGAACGCCUCUGCCGGACCCCUGGGCUGCUCGGCAGCUGCAGACCAGGCCUCAGGCGAUGGGCAAGGCCAACCCCCAGAGAGGUGCUGUGGAAGAGGGGAACCUCCAUCCAGAGAAGGUCUCAAAGGGGACCCAAGUGGAUUUUAGUUUGGAAAGCAGCCAGACUGAAGAAAGCAGCCAGACUGAGGACUUAGCUGAAGCGCCAAAUGCCUGCCCAGAGAGUCCCACCCCUUUCUGGCAGGAUGGAGAAGCCCCAGCAACGGAGUCUCCAGCCUCACAGACUCCAGGAGUUCAACCUCAGGAUCUGCAGGCGCUUCCUGGCCAGCCUAAGGCCAGCCCAAGAGAAGGACGGAGUCCUCAGGAGCUGCUGGAGACCGAAGACAACCUGGAAACCUCCACGGAGACCCCACCUGGCUCCAGUCUACCUUAG
This is a messenger RNA of Notechis scutatus (mainland tiger snake), 1716 nucleotides long. The record is from RefSeq and is a predicted model, not a curated record. Lineage: Eukaryota; Metazoa; Chordata; Lepidosauria; Squamata; Elapidae.